Molecule: messenger RNA, 3589 nt
Organism: Spea bombifrons (plains spadefoot toad)
Lineage: Eukaryota; Metazoa; Chordata; Amphibia; Anura; Pelobatidae
Gene: NUP133
Product: nucleoporin 133
Exons: 26
Coding region: 81-3518 (1145 amino acids)
Biological process (GO): protein import into nucleus; transcription-dependent tethering of RNA polymerase II gene DNA at nuclear periphery; poly(A)+ mRNA export from nucleus
Cellular component (GO): nuclear pore outer ring
Molecular function (GO): structural constituent of nuclear pore; protein binding
Source: RefSeq, a predicted model, not a curated record
CACGGGGGCGCGUCUACAUUCCACAUUUCCUAAAGCGGGAGCGACGUUUGAAACAACAUCGCUGGGCUGACAGAAUCGUGAUGUUUCCGUCGCCCCGUACCCCGGCCGUGGUUACGGCGCGUCGCCCUCUCAACCCCCGUGCACCCAGCGUUAGGAAGAGCCUGGGACCCGGUGCAGUCGCCACUCCGUCGCCCUCGGGGCUCUUCAGUCCCGCGAGUCGCCGAGUCUCGUGCAGCGGCCCCCGAGCGACUCCUUCAAGAGUUCUCCUUCAUUCAGCUGCAAGUGACACCGUGAACUACAAUGUUCAACUCUUUGGGUCCUCCCUCCCUGUAAAAGUUAUGGAGCCCUUGACAAGUGCUGAUCCUGACAAACCUCUGUCUGCAAAGAUCCAUGAGGGCGGAUGGGCAUGGCUUGUCUGCAGAGAUCGCCUUAUAAUCUGGAAGAUUAGUCAGACUUCAUCAACCAAGCUGAUGGUGUGUAAAGAGCUGCAGCUCCCACCUAGUGCCUUCCCAUACUCUGCUGAUUUGGUAGACAUCUCUAUCUACCCAGUGGAUGGUGCACCUUCACAUUGCGUGGCAGUAAUGGCCGCUACCAGCGAAGGCUCCAUCCGCUACUGGCCGAAUCUUAUGCAUGAAGCUUCUUACGUGGAAACACACACAGACUUCGGAGGUGCUCUUUGUGCAUUUUUUACAGCUGUUAAGGCUGGCAGUUUUAUCCUGUCCUCCUCAAAGAAUCAGCUGGUACGGCUCAUUCCAGAAACAUCUGGAAAGAUCCAUCAGCGGGUCCUGCAGCAGGGUCAAGGAAUGUUGUCUGGCAUUGGUCGCAGAGUUUCCUCUCUCUUUGGUAUAUUGUCCCCCACUGUGGAGUCUACUCUAUGUAGUGUCUUCUGGGACAAAGGCGAUUGCUUCUACACCCUCACUGAUUCCAACAUUAACAAAUGGGAGAUGGAUGAUGCCUCAGAGUAUCAUGUUCUAAGCUGGGACAUGAGUAGAAUACUCAGAGAACAUAUAACUGAUGCUAUUUGGGGCUCAGAAAGCAACUAUGAAGCUAUUCGAGGUGGAGUCAAUAUUGAAUAUUUGGAUCUUAAUCAAAAUUGUGAUGGUUUAGUCAUCUUGGCUGUUGCCUGGCACCAUGGAGACAGUCCCUGUCUGGGUUAUUACACUCUCAUAACAGUGAAUGAUGAGGGUUACAACAUAUCUGAUGAGGUCAUUGUAGAAGUAACUCAGUUUAACCCUCUGUUUCAGUCUGAAAACACACUCCUCUGCCAACUUGUCAUUCCGAAUGUCAACAGCCAAGCCACUUGCCUUUACACAAAGGACGCUAUCUUUGCCUGCUCAACAGGGACUGGAAGAGGCUCUUUGCCCCAGGAAAAAAUUCCAUUUGAAACGCAAGGAGAUUACAUUUUAGGAGCAGGGUCGUGUUCAGGCUUGCCAGUAUUUUUUGCUAAAAAGAGUGGUUUGCUAGCUGUUUCUCCCCGCGAGUGUGUGUCCGUGCUGCCGGAAGACCUGGAAGAAUCAAUUUCAUCAUCUUUAGUUAAACCCAACAAUCAGGCCUCUUUCAUGGACACUUCAUUGAGAACAGAGACCAUUGCACAUGAUGAUAAAACUAAAUUGCUAAAAGCAGCCUUCUUGCAGUAUUGCAGGAAGGACCUACUGGGUGCUCAGAGUAUGGUUGACAGCCUCUUUCCAUCAGAUGAUGAACUGGAACCUGAUAAUGAAUUGGAUGAGGCAGUUGCUCAGAUUAGUGUGGACUUGAUAGAUGAUUAUCCUGCAUCUGACCCUCGGUGGGCUGAGUCAGUACCAGAAGAGGCAGGUGGCUUCAGUAAUACUUCCCUCAUCCUUUUGCAUCAGCUAGAAGACAAGAUGAAGGCACACUCAUUCUUUCUGGAUUUUCUUCACGAGGUUGGGCUGUUCAGUCGUUUAAGCGUCUCUCAAGUGAGAGGAAUUCCUAUGGCAACAAGGUUGCUUCUGUGUGAACAUGCCGAGAAACUGUCGGCUGCCAUUGUUCUGAAGAACCACCAUACCAAAGUCCCUGCGCUGGUCAACUCCACCAUACAGCUGGCAUUGAACAAAAGGAUGUGCUCCAUUCCUCCAAACCUCACUGCUGCAGAUGUAUACUUUAGAGAGGUGUCACAGAUGGAUAUAAUCUUUGAAUGCUUCAUAGACAAAGAAGAAGCAGACUUGGAAAACACAUCUAUCGACUCUGUUGAAUGGGCACAUAUUGUUGUCAAUAUAAAUGCAAUAAUGAAGGAUAUGCUGCAUGCCGCUUGUCAGUAUAGACAAAGUAAAAGUUCCCUCUAUAAGAGUGAAGGGCAAGAAAAAGAACCUGAGCAAAUUCCGUGGACUGCUUCUAGUGGGCCUGCUGGUAUCCGCACUGUGAUUGCUCGUCAACACGCGAUAAUCCUGAAGAAAGUCUAUCCGCAGGCAGACAACAAUCUUCGCAAUACCCUCAUUGAGCAGCUGGUCGGUCUGCUGAAUUAUUAUCUCGAUGACUAUGUCAUACAGCUGAAAUCUGUGGAUAGACCAACAGACCAAGAGCGAUACAGCCUUCUGGAAAUGGAAUAUACGCAAAAGAGAUCAGAACUUCUGUCUCCUUUGUUAACUCUGGGACAAUAUGCAUGGGCUUCUAGCCUUGCUGAGAAGUUCUGCGACUUUGAUAUCCUGGUGCAAAUAUGUGAACUGACUGAUAACCAGACCAGAUUACAGCGAUACAUGACUCAGUUCUCAGAUCAGAACUUUUCAGAUUUCCUGUUUCGGUGGUAUUUGGAAAAAGGAAAACGUGGAAAGCUUCUGUCUCAGCCGGUUUCCCAGCACGGACAGUUGGCUGCGUUCCUGCAAGCUCACGAUCAUCUUAGCUGGCUGCAUGAGAUCAAUAGCCAAGAUUUUGGAAAGGCUCACAGGACACUGCAGACUCUGGCCAAUAUGGAAACACGAUAUUUCUGUAAGAAAAAAACCCUGCUGGGACUGAGCAAAUUGGCUGCUUUAGCUGCUGAUUUCCGGGAAGACGUUUUAAAUGAAAAGAUAGAAGAAAUAUCGCAGGAGGAACAUUUUCUGCUCCAUCAAGAUACACUGCCCAAGCAGCUUUUGGAGGAAAAGCAGUUGGAUUUAAAUAUGAUGCCAGUGCUGUCUCCUGUGGAGCUCAUAAAACUAUACAUAAGUGAAGAAAACCGAAGGGCAAAUGAAUAUGACUUCAAGAAAGCUCUUGACCUUCUAGACUAUAUUAAUGAGGACGAGGAUGUUGACAAGGAAGAUCUGAAGCUGGAAAUAUUGUGCAAAGCAAUAAAGAGAGACGUAUGGUCGGCUUCUGAUGGGAGGGAUGACCCAAUAGAAGGAACCAAAGAAACCAUAUUUGUGAAAGUGCUUCAGAAGAUGCUUAAUGAAGGCACUGAACUUGCAAGCUACUUACCAGAUGUGGAGACCCUGCUUCAGUCAGAUGAGCUUAGCAGCUUGAGGUCCAAUUCAUACUUUCAAUUUGUUCUGAAAGCAAACUAUGAGUACUACAUGAAAGAACACCCUUGACCCCUUAACAUGUUAACAACAUACAUUCUCUUUUUCAUUGCUGUUUAAUAAUAAAAAAGUAUUUAAAUGUU